GACAAACCAGUAGCACAGAUCUACCUUGAAGAUUUAAAACCUCACUUUGCCGGAUUUAUUGCUGAGGCCAUUAACUGCUGUGCCCAACUACAAAAACUAAUGAGACCAUUAAGGGGAAAACUAAGAUUAAAGCUCUGACAAUGAAGCCCUUUACUGCAUAUCCUUCUGGGUUUAUCGUAUUCCUGUUUACCUUGCUGCAGAGGAGCCACGGACAAUGCAAAGAAGCAGCUAAAAAAUCAGAGAUGAAUUUCAGUGUAAAAUAUGAUCUUCCUAACUUCAUCGCAGAAACACCAAUUCAGAAUGUAGUUUUAUACAAGCAUCAUGUUUAUGUUGGAGCAGUCAACAAGAUUUAUGUACUAAAUGAAACUCUCCAGAACAUUUCUGUGUACAAGACUGGACCUGUUUUGGAGAACCCUGACUGUGUGCCAUGUGAAGACUGCAGAGAUAAAGCCAAUUUAUCUAACAGUGUAUGGAAGGAUAAUGUCAACAUGGCACUGCUCUUAGAAACUUAUUAUGAUGAUCAGCUCAUCAGCUGUGGUAGCGUGUCCGGAGGCAUCUGCCACCGUCACAUCAUUCACCCUGACAACCCUGCUGACAUUGAAAGCGAGGUGCACUGCAUGUACUCACCUCGGGUAGAUGGAGAAGCAGAUAAUUGUCCUGACUGUGUUGUAAGCCCUUUAGGAACCAAAGUUUUGGUGACCGAAAAGGACAGGUUUGUCAACUUCUUUGUUGGAAAUACUGUGACAUCUACAUUUCAACCUCCCUAUGUGCUGCAUUCUAUAUCAGUUAGAAGGUUAAAAGAAACACAGGAUGGUUUUGAAUUUCUCACAGAUCAGUCUUAUAUAGAUAUCCUUCCUCAGUUUCGUGACUCGUAUCCCAUUAGGUACGUCCAUGCCUUUGAAAAUGAUCACUUUGUGUAUUUUCUGACUGUACAGAGAGAAACUCUUGACUCACAAGCUUUUCACACUAGAAUUAUCCGCUUCUGCACUUUAGACUCAGAGAUGCGUUCUUACAUGGAAAUGCCUCUUGAGUGCAUUUUUACUGAAAAGCGAAGAAAGAGGUCCAUCCGAAAGGAGGUAUUCAACAUUUUGCAAGCUGCCUAUGUAAGCAAGCCUGGUGCAGCUUUAGCCCAUGAAAUGGGCCUUGGGUUGAACGAUGAUAUUCUCUAUGGUGUUUUUGCACAAAGCAAACCAGACUCUUCUGAACCAACUAAGAGAUCUGCUGUCUGCGCUGUCUCUGUGCGAACCAUCAAUGAGUUCUUCAACAAGAUUGUUGACAAGCAGAACAUGAAAUGUCUCCAUCACUUUUACGGGAAGGAGAGCAAAUACUGCUUGAACAGGGCUUUUUCAAGAAAUGCUUCAUACUGCAGAGCACAAGAUGAUGAAUAUCGCUUAGAAGUUACGACUCCUCUGCAGAGGGUUGACUUGUUCAUGGGCCAGUUCAACAGUGUCCUGCUGACUUCGAUAUCUGUCUUCACCAAACAGAACCUUACCAUUGCUAAUCUGGGAACUUCAGAGGGCCGCUUCAUGCAGAUAGUGGUUUCCCGUUCAGAACCCACAGCUCCACAUGUCAGCUUUCAGCUAGACUCCCACCCUGUCUCUCCCCAAGUUGUUGUCAAGAAUUCAUUAGCAGAUGAUGGCUAUACCCUGGUAGUGACUGGGGAAAAGAUAACAAAGAUCCCACUGAAGGGGCCGGGCUGCCAUCACUUCAGGUCCUGCAGCCAGUGCCUGCUGGCACCUGCCUUCAUGCAGUGCGGCUGGUGCAGCCAGCAGUGCCUCAGGUCUCCUGAGUGCCCCAACAGCACCUGGACCCAGGACACCUGCUUGCCUAGGGUUUAUGAGAUUCUCCCAAGCAGUGCCCCCAUAGAAGGUGGGACAAAGCUGACACUGUGUGGAUGGGACUUUGGAUUCAGCAAAAAUAAUAGAUUUGAAUUAAAAAAUACAGUAGUCCAUAUUGGAGGAAAAGUUUGUGCUCUGGAAGCAAAAUCUAGCAACAAAAACAAGCUUGAAUGCACAGUUCCUGCUGCAAAAAGUCCAGGUUUUAAUAUAUCCAGUAGUGUUUCUGUUGGACAUGGCAAAACACUGUUCAAUACAUUUUCGUAUGUGAAUCCUGUAAUAACAAGUAUAUCCCCCACUUAUGGCCCCAAAUCUGGAGGAACAUUGUUAACUGUAGCUGGAAAAUACCUAAGGAGUGGAAAAUCCAUAAGGAUUUUUGUUGGUGAGCAACCAUGCACUUUGAAAAGUCCUCCCAGCAUACUGGCGAGCACUGUGGAGUGCUACACUCCAGCGCAGCAAAUUCCCCAGGAAUAUCGUGUGAGAAUGGAAAUCGAUGGAGCUAUUCGAAACGCGAGCAGCCAUUUCACAUACAGAGAAGACCCUGUUGUUUUAAAAAUUCAUCCGUCCAAAUCUUUUCUUAGUGGUGGAAGUACAAUCACAGCUGAGGGAAUCAACUUGAACUCAGUGUGCUUUCCUCAGAUGGUGAUUACUGUACCUAAACUAGGAAUGAACUUCUCUGUGGCAUGUAGCCACCGCUCUAGCUCAGAGAUAAUCUGCUGUACAACACCUUCACUGAAAGUUUUCAAUCUCCAACCACCCUUUGUAACCAAAGUGUUCUUUAUUUUUGAUGGUGUCAGCUCCCUGUACUUUGAUUUUGAUUAUGUAAAUAAUCCAGUAUUUAAGCAUUUUGAAAAGCCAGUGUUCAUCUCAAGAGGCAACCAAAAUGUUCUGGAAAUUAAGGGAAAUUAUAUUGAUUCAGAAGCUGUUAAAGGAGAGGUGCUAAAAGUUGGAAAUAAAAGCUGCGAAAACCUCCUCCUGCAGUCAGAAUCAAUUCUGUGUACGGUUCCCAGUGAUCUCCUGAAAUCCAACAGUGAGCUAAAUAUAGAGUGGAAGCAAGAAGUUUUAUCAACAGUUAUCGGAAAAGUGCUGAUCCAGCAAGAUCAGAAUUUCACAGGACUAAUUGCUGGAGUACUUUCAACAUCAGUUUUACUUUUUAUCUUUUUGGUGUUUUUUCUCUGGAGAAGGAAGAAGAAACAAAUUAAAGAUCUGGGAAGCGACCUAGUGCGUUAUGAUGGCAGAGUGCACACUCCUCACCUGGACAGGCUGGUGAGCGCAAGGAGUGUAAGUCCAACAACAGAAAUGGUUUCAAGUGAAUCUGUAGACUACAGAUCAACUUUUCUAGAAGAUCAGUUUCCAAGCAUGUCUCAGAAUGGAUCGUGCAGACCUGCCCAGUAUCCUCACUCUGACCUCUCCCCGAUUCUGUCUAGUGGAGACUCAGAUUUAGCCAGUCCACUUCUCCAAACUAACGUCCACAUUGACAUCAGCGCCUUAAAUCCUGACCUGGUCAAAGAGGUGCAGCAUGUGGUUAUUGGUGCUGACAGCCUGAUAGUGCACUUCAGCGAAGUAAUAGGAAGAGGACAUUUUGGGUGUGUGUACCAUGGGACAUUGCUGGAUAACGAUAGCAGGAAAAUUCAUUGUGCUGUGAAGUCACUGAAUAGGAUUACAGAUCUGGAAGAAGUAGCUCAGUUUCUGAAAGAAGGAAUAAUCAUGAAAGAUUUCACUCAUCCCAAUGUGCUGUCACUCCUGGGAAUCUGUUUGCCCAAUGAAGGAUCCCCAUUAGUCGUUCUUCCAUACAUGAAACAUGGAGAUCUUCGAAACUUCAUCAGGAAUGAGACCCAUAAUCCAACAGUAAAAGAUUUAAUUGGAUUUGGCCUUCAGGUGGCAAAAGGAAUGAAAUACCUUGCAAGCAAAAAGUUUGUCCAUAGAGAUUUGGCAGCAAGAAACUGUAUGUUGGAUGAAAAAUUCACUGUCAAGGUUGCUGAUUUUGGUCUUGCUAGAGAUGUCUAUGAUAAAGAAUACUACAGUGUGCACAAUAAAACAGGAGCUAAACUGCCAGUGAAAUGGAUGGCUUUAGAAAGUUUACAAACUCAAAAGUUCACAACAAAGUCAGAUGUGUGGUCCUUUGGUGUGUUGUUAUGGGAACUUAUGACACGAGGGGCACCACCUUAUCCUGAUGUAAAUUCUUUUGAUAUAACUGUUUACUUAUUACAAGGCAGAAGGCUGCUACAACCUGAAUACUGCCCUGAUCCACUGUACGAAGUCAUGCUGAAGUGCUGGCAUCCAAAACCUGAGAUGCGUCCAGCAUUUUCUGAACUUGUUUCAAAUAUAUCAACAAUCUUCUCCACUUUUGUUGGGGAACACUACGUUCAUGUCAAUGCUACUUAUGUCAACGUGAAGUGCAUUGCUCCCUAUCCUUCUCUUUUAUCAUCACAAGACAACAUAGAUAUGGAUGUUGACACAUGACAGGAAUGUCUGAAAUAGAGGAAAAUCCAUUCUUAGUUGUAUGAACAAAAAAGCAAAACAUUUUGUCCACUAAUUUUUACUGCCUGGUCUUUGUGAGAACACUGUUGCACAUGUUUAUGUUGUUGCCCAAGUUGCACUAGUACAAGGACACAGUAUCAUAUUGUUUAAGGCUAUGGGAUUCUAUAAACCAUCACAGUAAUUUCCAAGUAUUUGGACAACUGCAUCAAUUUACUAAAUGGAAAUGUGGUGUACUACCAUACAGAGCUAGUUCCCACAAACUGUCAUUAAUGUGUGCUCAGACCCAAGAACAAAAAUUCAUCAUUAAUGCCAUGAAGGAGAAAGUAGAAUAUCAAUCAUUAUGGCUGGAAGGACUAUUACUGUGCAUGUCUUUUAGGAUGAUGAGCAGUGCAGAAAUGGUUUUCACACAAAAGGCUAAGGCAAACAAUGAAAGUUACAAGAUUUUAAAAUGUAUUUUCCUCCUACAUGGUGCAAACUUUGGAUUUUUACACUACAUCAACAAAGUUUCUAAGAACCUAGGCAGCCAAGAGAGCCAGCCUCAUGGUGUCUUAACAGAAAUCAAAAUCAAGAAAUGGUGUGCAGUAAAAUGAGUAUAGAGAAGUACAAUUGUGUAGGGAGUGGGUGAGGAAGGCCAAGGCAAAACUGGAACUAAACCUGGCAUGGGAGGCAAAGAAUAACAGGAAGGGUUUCUACAGGUAUGUUAAUCACAAACAGAAGGUCAAAGAAGGUGUAACCCUCCUGAUAAACAACGGUGGCAAACAGGUAACAACGGCUCUGAGGAACUUGGUCUAGGUGAAGAUGCCCCCAGCAGGGAGUUUGGAACUAGUUGAUCUUCAACGGCCCCUUCCAACCCAAACCAUUCUAUGAUUUUAUAUCAGUCUUACCAGUCCUCUGGUGUAGUCAGACGGUACAUAAAACAAAGGGACCACCAUGUAGCUUAAAGCAUUCCUAGUGUCAAUGUUACUCCAACGUUCAACUAUUUCAUUCAGUUGAACAGCGUGUAUCAGCAGAUCCCUUUCUGAAAAAUGCAAAGCCUCCAUUUCUUUCAAUAAAGAAUGAAUCACUCUGAGACUAAAAACUUGAAGGCUGCUGUUUGAUGAGUCACUUGACGAGCAGAUGAAGCUCUGCCACCUAACCUUGGGUGGAGCUGCUGCCACAGGUGAGUAAAGAGUGGAGGUGUUGCCACAGCCCUGACCUAAAAAGACACUGCCAUAGCAGGCAUAUUGAUAACUUCUUCAUGCCAUCUCUGAAGAGCGGAGAUGACCGAUCAAUAGAAAUAACUUUAGGCCCCCUUUACCCUCUUCUUGAAUCACACAACCCAGUGAAUUAUGAUACCUCCUUUUAAUUCUAAAUUUUGACCAGAGAAACAAUUUUGAAAAGACAGUAAAUAAAACCAUCAUUCAUUAGGGAAGAGUACUAUAGCUUUAGGGCAAAUAUCACAUGUCAUUUCUGUUCCUGUGGAAUUCUGUGCAUACUACUGUAUAGCUUGUUUAGAAUAGGAUAGAACUGGGUUUGUUGGUGUAAACACAUAAAGUAAUCUAUUUUUAUAUUAAAAAAAGUUUAUUUUUAAUGACAUUUACAAAGUUUGGUUAGGCCACAAAAUGCACUGUGAACAUUUCAGAAAAUGUAAGUCAAUGUACAUGAUUCAUAAAUUGUAGCAACCUUAAAAAAAUACUAUGUAAAUAUUAAAAAGGAAAAGAACUGACUGUAAACACACUCCACCCUAAGUACAAUAUCUCCAUUGCUGCAAGCCAACCAUUUUAAGAUCUUCAAAGAGAGGUAGUGCAGAUAAAGAACAGAUAAGGGGGAUAUAUUCUUCUUGGGAGCCAGUGUUAUAACUGAAGGAUUUAUAAUAAGGGCAGAGUGUGUAGGCAACCUAUGAGCAGAUAAUAUUGUAUUAUGUUUCAUCAUCACUUUCAUUUCAGAAAUGAACUUUCAUGUCUGGUGAGAGAGAUACUAAUUGUAGAUUGCUCAAGGACAAAAGGCUUUGCUGCAGGCAAAAAAAAUCAUCUCUAUGGUUGUUGAAACAGCUAGGGAAGUUUAUGACACAUAGAUUUGGAGAAGUUACUCCAAACUUGUUAUGUACAUGCUUGAGGAACGCUGCAAUGUGAAACAGAGGACAUUUUUACUAUUUAUGAACUUUUGAUUAAUAAAGUUAAUGUUGUGUCUGGGACACCUGUAAGAAUAUGUGAUUCUGGUAAAGAUUUGAUGUUAGUAAGUUCAUAUAUCUGCAAAGAGCUGAAUGGUACUUAUGUUUAUAGUUGUUGUUACGACCUAAUAAAUGUUAUUAAAAUGAAUUAUUGUAAUACUUUA
Messenger RNA from Lepidothrix coronata (blue-crowned manakin), 6629 nucleotides. RefSeq names its product MET proto-oncogene, receptor tyrosine kinase (gene MET). The transcript has 21 exons. Gene Ontology annotation, biological process: regulation of cell migration; negative regulation of cell adhesion; positive regulation of axonogenesis. The record is from RefSeq and is a predicted model, not a curated record. The coding region runs from base 141 to 4298 and encodes 1385 amino acids. Gene Ontology annotation, molecular function: semaphorin receptor activity; transmembrane receptor protein tyrosine kinase activity; protein binding. Gene Ontology annotation, cellular component: semaphorin receptor complex; membrane. Lineage: Eukaryota; Metazoa; Chordata; Aves; Passeriformes; Pipridae.